CUCAAGUACUUCUACUUCACCGCCGACGGCCGCAAGUCCCCCGACGUCGAGAUCCCCGUGGACGCGCCCACCAUGAUGCACGACUUCGCCGUCACCGAGAACCACGCCAUCAUCCCGGACCAGCAGAUCGUGUUCAAGCUCCAGGAGAUGGUCCUAGGCGGCUCCCCCGUGGUGUACGACAGGAACAAGACCGCGCGGUUCGGGGUGCUGCCGAAGCGCGCCACCGACGCGUCGCGGCUGCUGUGGGUGGACGUCCCCGACUGCUUCUGCUUCCACCUCUGGAACGCGUGGGAGGACGAGGCCACGGGCGAGAUCGUGGUGAUCGGAUCCUGCAUGACCCCCACGGACGCCGUGUUCAACGAGUCCGCCGCCGGCGAGGAGAGCUUCCGCAGCGUGCUGUCGGAGAUCCCGCUGGACCCGCGCACCGGCACGUCCUCGAGGCACGCGGUCCUGAGCGAUGUCGACCAGGUGAACCUGGAGGCCGGCAUGGUGAACCAGCAGCUGCUGGGCAGGAGGACGCGCUACGCCUACCUCGCCAUUGCCGAGCCGUGGCCCAAGGUGUCGGGCUUCGCCAAGGUGGACCUCGAGGCAGGCACCGUCGAGAAGUUCAUCUACGGCGACGGCCGGUACGGCGGCGAGCCCUGCUUCGUGCCGCACCUCGACGCCCCCGCGGGCGCCGCGGAGGACGAUGGCUACCUGCUGUGCUACGUGCACGACGAGGGCCGCGGCGCGUCGGAAAUGCUCGUCGUUAACGCCCGCGACAUGCGGGCCGAGGCCGCCGUCAAGCUGUCGGGCCGCGUCCCGUACGGGUUGCACGGCACGUUCAUCGCCAGCAAGAACAUAUGUAGUCUUCAAAGUGGACUUAAGGUCAGCUUGAAUGGCCUUGAAGAGCUGGUUCAGACUUCAGACUGGACCCAAGUUGACCUCAACUUAGAUCAGAAAUUCAGUGUCGUACCUAAAUUUGGCUACUUUACUAAUGCUGCUGGGGAUGGCGGAAGGCAUUGUGCCGUCGUCACCUUCGACAUGCGCGGCGUAGGCUGGUCCACGGGACGGGCGUCGCUCACGCGCUCCACCGAGAACAUCGAGUGGACGGUGAUUCAACCUAAGCCACAUUCUUGA
Molecule: messenger RNA, 1119 nt
Organism: Zea mays
Lineage: Eukaryota; Viridiplantae; Streptophyta; Magnoliopsida; Poales; Poaceae
Product: 9-cis-epoxycarotenoid dioxygenase NCED4, chloroplastic-like
Exons: 4
Coding region: 73-1119 (348 amino acids)
Biological process (GO): carotene catabolic process
Cellular component (GO): chloroplast stroma
Molecular function (GO): carotenoid dioxygenase activity
Source: RefSeq, a predicted model, not a curated record